GCUUACAAGGAUCUCUUCGCGCUAAAUACAAUCAAGUGUGUAACGUGAGUUGUAGUAUGUGUUUUCGAUUUCCGAGCAAGGGACGAGCACAAGUGUCCUAAAUGAGCUUCUGUCCUUUAUCUCCUUAAACCAGCUUUGGAAGGAUCGUGGGAAACCUCAGCACUUGAGAUCACGUUGUGGAAUUGCUCUUUGACUCGUCUGAGUGCACAGCUGAUUGUGAUUUUAAUCGCUCAUUCAUUUACAGUAUUCACUUUUACCACGGCAAUUAGUAUCAGUAGAUACUACGAAGAGGUUCUACUUCCGAAUCAUAGAUUUCACGUUGGGCUUUCCGGAGCAAGUCGUGUUUGUGUUAAAUUGAAUUUACUGGUGAGGAUUUUCCAUGCACACUUCUUCAUACCACAACGUUUGAAUCGAUUGCGAUGUUUGAUAACACUAUGGAAAAACGUCCCUUUUUGAGGACCCUUCAUGGAGCUCUUCUUUUCUUUCUCCUGUACUUGAACUGGGGUUUUUCUAACGGGCAAAGUGGGAUUCCAGAAGGUGCGAGCUCGCUUGUUUUUGUGUUCGACACGACAGGAAGUAUGUAUGAUGAUCUGAUCCAGGUGCGGGCUGGAGCCUCCAAAAUUUUAUCUACAACUCUCGACAGAAAAGUCAAGCCUUUGUAUAACUAUGUUCUUAUUCCUUUUCACGACCCAGGUUAGUAAGCAGAGUUAGUUAUUAAAGAUACGUUGUCCAAGUUUAUACAUGAAUUUGGAGUACAAUUUUGACAACUGCACCCCAAUCGUUAAUUGUACUGUGAGUUUACGUUUAAUAGCGGGUGUUUACUGAAGUUAGUGAAAGAUAGCCUUUGUUUACGUUCAUGAAAGGUAAACAGAACGACACCGGCGGAAGACUCAAGUGACUCGAGCAAUAACUUCAAAAGGUCCGCGAUUUUUAAAAAUGAUUCCCAUAAGUGCCGGCGUAAAAUACUAGCGAACUGAACCUAUCUUAGUCCAGCUGGCCCAAAACAAGACUGAACCUAUCUGAAUUUAGGACAAAUAAUUACAUUAAAUUUGCUGUUUCUGCAGCGAUCACGGUACAUAUUUGUAUUGUACCUUUUUUCUUUGCACAUGUGGCCUUGGAUCAAACCACUGGAUCUAAACAAUGAUGAAAAGAUUAUGAAGUGAAAGACUGAAACCAUUUAUUUUACUUAUCUGAUCCAUUUACCUUAUGUGUGGUCUGUAAACGUCCUUCUCUUUGGAAUCUGUCCAAUUUUAAUUCUCACCCACCCUCCCCUGUGUCACUGUUUUUUUGUCAUUCCUCAGGGUGGGCCAAUUAUCAGGGUCAAUGCAACUCGAGUACUACAGUCUUAGAUCCUCCCAGAUGCUCUUAUGGUGGGGUUUGUCAACACAUUCCUUGCAUGACAAAGUGCAGUCUUAAACCCUCCCAGAUUCUCUUAUGUAGGGCUUUGUCACACAUUUCUUGCCCACCAUCUGCUAAACAGAGCUGCCACUUCCAUUGAUCCUUGUUUCAAAAAGCUAUGUUAAUUUAUGACCUACAGUAGGACAUUAUUAAUCAUCAGCUGCAUAGUGCCUUGUAGGGGAAAACUUGUGCAUAAACAGAAAACAAUGAAAUUUGAUGUGGUGAGAAAACAACCCACUACAAAGUAUAUCAAAAUCAGUUGAACAGACUAAGAGUAGGAAAAUUGCAUCACCUCAAAUCACAUCCCAGUUGUUUUCUGAAGCCUCCCAAAUGAAAUGGUGCAAACCGUAGGAUUUUCCAACUGUAAUUUUUGGUUUUCCCAUGUCAAUGGUAUUAAAAGUACCGUGUGACACCAUGUUGUUAUCACCUUUUCACUCGGUAAUCUUGGUAGGGUGAUCCAAAUCAACAGCUAUUUUUUCUGUUCAGAUGAUUAUGUCAGGAAUGAAGACAAUAUAAGCCUCCAUUAAAGAUGUUAUGUUUCUAUACACGUGAUCAUGAGAUAAACAUUUCCCAGUUAAGUCAUGUAGAAUGUGAUUCUGUUAAAUUUAUAAGCUGUCUUGUGUUUUGGACAAAUAGCUUUUCUCUAGUUCUAUAAUGUUACUUCCCUGGAAGGGUACUCAACAAAGAUUUAUACAGGGAGGCUCCGCCCUGGGGUUCAACCCCUUACCCUUUACAUACCAUUUUUGACAGAAAGGGUUACCGCUUUUGUAUUACUUUCUAUUGACAUAUAGCACCCCUUUCACAUACCUAGAUUAGAACUUUGCAUCCCUUUUAACAUCUGUAAAUGCACUGUCUUUGAAAAUUAUAUGAAAAAAGCACAAAACCAGAACGUUUUUUCUUUUUUUGGACUUUUUCACAGGCAAAAAAGGCAUCUUUUAGCCCUCUGGGCCUUUUUACAGACUGGAAUGACAGGUUUUGCUACCCUUUCAUACACUUGAACAAGAGACGUCCUUGUAACCUUUCAUAUACCUGAGGCCUAAAAAACAUACCCCUUCUGUUCGGAGCCUCCCCUUAUAGGCGGGUACCCACCAUCUCCCUGGGGUUACUUCAACCAUUUCUAUUAUAAAUUGGUAGCAUGAAAUGAAUGUUUCCUGAAAGUGAGAGAGGUAUUGUGAUUGGACACAGUAAUUGACUUCAAGUUGGGAACUAUAAAUCAAUUAACAGUAUUAUUGAUCAUGAAUGAGUAAAUGAAGAAUUGUUUAGGUCCUGUUCAUAUUUUAGCUUCUCUUUCAACAGAUGUUGGCCCUGCAAUAGUAACAACAAGCCCAGACAAGUUCCAGGACCACCUAGAUAAUCUGUUUGUUCAGGGUGGUGGGGACUGUCCAGAGAUGUCUUUGAAUGCAAUCACCUUGGCGUUGGAAAUAAGCUUGCCUGGUUCAUUUAUAUAUGUCUUUACAGAUGCAACAGCAAAGGACUUUGACCAAACUCAAAAGGUGAUGUUAAGAAUAAGUUUUUUUUGUAUGUGAAGCCAUAAAUUAAGUUACAGUCGAACCCCGCUAUUUCGAAGUCCCAAGGGAAAUGAAAAAAGUUCGAAAUAGUGGGGCUUCGAAAUAACCGGGGAAGCGUAAAGGGGAAGGGUAAAUCCAAGGGCAUUUGAGGGUAAAUCCAAGGGCAUUCCAUUGAUCUUCCUUCGAAAUAAAACUUGAUUAUAAUAUUAUUAUACUAUUUAAGGGGGACUUCAGAUGUGUAAUGGUAAAAAUACAUUUAUUAUUGUUAUUUUUGUGGAAUUAACCGAGUUCGAAAUAGCGAGGUUCAACUGUAGUUUAAAAGGUAUAUGUUUUUCCAUUGCCAAUUUUCAGUUGCCAGUCACUUCUCCUGGCAUUUGUAUUUACAUUUACAGAUAAAAUCUUGAUUAUAAUAUUAUUAUACUAUUUAAGGUGGAGGCAGCAAAAAAUAAACAUUUCACAUAAUUAUGUAGUACAUUUCAUUAGUCAGAUGUGUAAUGGUAAAAAUACAUUUAUUAUUGUUAUUUUUUGUGGUCAUAAUAAUAAUAAUAAUAAUAAUAAUAACUAUCUAUCUAUCUGGUUAUUAGUUCAGAUACUCUAUCCUAUGAGCUGUUGGUGACUUGUAUAAGCUGAGGUCAGGACAUAAAUGUAGACAGGUUGCAUUUGCAAUGAUAUAAAUGUGAUGGUGAAUUUCAUGAUAUUUUUCAGUAAGGGACAUAGGUGACUUAAAAGAAAAUAACAAUAAUGAUGAUAAUUAUAAUUAUAAUGAUGAUUAUAAUAAUUAUAAUUAUUAUUAUUAUUAUUAUAGUACAAAAUAAUGUAAUAUAUAUAGGUAUAGUAAAUUAAAGAUGGAGAAAAAGAAGAAUUAACCUAGCCAUAAAUCAUUUCAAUAAGAUUUAACUCUAUCUUGACUCUUGCUCCUUUCACCUGAGCUCUCUUUUCUCCCUUCAUGGUGAUUUAAGGCCUGCUCCAUGCGUGUCAAACUCCCUGUAACUUUUUGGAAGUUAAACAGAAUGUUAUGCAAAUAGUAUUUUUACACCUAAAGUGAGUUUCAUCUUGACACCAGUUGCUACCCUUCUAGUCUGAUGUCAUUUAUGGAUCAUGAGUGGGUCCUGGCAAUUUUGCUCUUAUCAACUUAACUGGUUGCCAUCAUUGUAGGCCGGGGAAAUUAGUAUGGUGAUGUCCCUCCAUCCUACUUAUCCUACCUGUGGCAUGAAUUGUAGUUGCUGGGAAUAUCACUAAGUCAUUACUGUUUAUCAGUAGCAUGCCUAAAAUAUAAAUCAAUAUUAAAUUUGAUUGAAAGACCUGCUAGCUGGAGACACCUUGAAUGAAUUUGCCAUUUUAAUUUAAAGGUAAUAAAGUUGAUCCAGCAGAAGAAAAGUCAAGUGUUGUUUGUUCUGACUGGAGACUGUGGUAAUCAGACCAUCUCUGAAGGCAUAUCAGUUUAUGAACUUAUUGCUGCUGCAAGCACUGGACAAGUGUUUCAAUUGAAAAAGAAAGAUGUCAACCAGAUGCUGAAGUUUGUAGAAGAAUCUGUACAGGCAAACAGGGUAAACCUCAUCUCAACAGACAAUGGUGAAGCAGCAAAUAAAACUUACAUCGUCCCAGUGGACAAUGCUCUGGAGGAAUUGACCAUUGCCCUGAGUGGAAAAGACUCUGUCUUAGAAAUUUAUCAUCCUAAUGGUAAUAUUGUGCAGUAUCAUAAAAUGUUCAUACCCUCACGUUGGAGGGAGGUUGGGAAUUCCAAAUGGGUCGGGGGGUCAAAGUCCCAGGAAAUUCGUGAGGUAAAGGACAAGAGACUGUAUAGUUAAAUAAGGACCCAAAUGGCACAGCACUUUAAUUAUUGGUAGUGGCUGCCAUACCAACUUCAGCUCUGGUUGCCAACACUGCCCUUUCCUUUGCUCCAGGCUCCAUGAACUUACAGACAUAUUCCAAAGAUUGAGAAUUAACUGCAUCUUUGCAUUUUAAGUUAGAAAUGAAGACACUUAAGUGUUUGUUCUCACUUCUACUGUAUUUUCAAAUAAGACCAGCUCAAUCUUUUCCAGUAUUUCACCUAGUGCUAUUUGAUUUUGGGUACUCUGCAAAAAGAAUUGGUACAAUUGUAUUUCUAAUAUAAAUUUUGGUCAUCAACAUUCUCUUGAGUAAAACAGUAAUACAGGCUGAGUGAAGAAGGGUUUACCCCCAAGGACAUUGACAGAGUGGGCCGUCCCCCUGGUUAAUUAUGCAUCAGAACAACUUGUGAUUUUGCACAAGGUUAUUCAUGCUGUACCUCAGUGGAGACCAGUUGCUUGAAACAUGUGAAAGCUUGAGGUCAAUUCAGUUUGUAAAAAUGGGUUCUCUCAACUCAACCUAAAUUGGUGGACAACCCAGAACCCUUAUAAUUUUUUUUUAUGGGGUGGGGAGGUUGAAAUAUGACUAUGUUUAUUUAUUACUGUGGUUGGUGAAUUUACCUUAUUAUCUGGCUUUUCUAGGAUUUUUCAUAUUUUUCCAGGUUAGCUGUCCCCUCCCCCCCCCCCUGCCCCCACCAGAUUUUGUACUAUCAAGUCACAUAUUGCCUGUUUCUGUCCUGAACCAAUUCAUACAAAGUUACCUGAACAAAGAGGGGCAAAUUAUUGUGCUCACAUUACUUGUCUGAUAUUAUAACCGCAAUUAAUUGAACUCAAUUUAACAUGCUGGCAUUCUGGUGUGGUAUAUUAAACUUUUUUAUUUGUAUUCUACUUGAUAUUAGGCAGUCAUUAUAGAGAUGGAAAAGGACUUCAGAAGGUAUUGAGUCUUAAUGGAGCAAAAAUUAUCAUUGUAAAGAGUCCAACGCCAGGUCUCUGGAAGGUGAUUGCCAGCAGUAAUGGCAGCCACACCCUACGAAUCACUGGUUUAAGUUCCAUGUAUUUUACCAGUGGCUUUGGGCUACAGCCAAUAAAAACUCAAGAUGAAGCUUUGCUGCGACCACUUGCUGGUUAGUUAAAAACAGUGAUUAACAUUAGACUUGUGCUAACAAACUCACCUUAGAUGUAACUGAAAUGUAAAUUGGUUGAUACAUUUUACUACAUUAUUUAACCUCUGUAUAAACUAUAUAUCAUUCAUGUAAGGGAACAAAAAAUAUUUGACACACUGCCCAUACUGUGGCUUUUUUUCAGUAUAAUUUAUUUAACACUGGUAUUAAAAAUUAAAACUUUCCAUGCCACUGCUUUUUCUUCCCUGUUAAGUUGCAAUGGUAAACCCAUGCAAUGUUUUGGGCUGGGAUGAGGUAGGGAAAAUAAGAAGGGGAUGAAGACUUGCAAAAAGUGGAAUUAAAAUAUAUAACUGUCACAAUGAAUGUCAUUUACCUUUUAUAAAGAUCAACGUUAUUCCCAGGUGGUCUUGAGCCUUAGUAUAGUCUUUAAGCAUGCACAUCAAUUAAGUACAUGUAGUCAUCAUUUCAUUGAUAAAUUUUGAAAUUAGUUUUUGCAAAGGGGAUAAAAUUUUCCUUAGCUGCAACAGAACUGUUCAGUAAAUUUUAUUCCUUUCAGGUUUCAAAAACUUUGCCCUCAUUGAGGUAAAUGGUCUUCAGACCCCUGGUACAGCCCAGAAGGUGCAGAUAUUGGACUUGCAGGGACAUCUGCUUAGUGAAGUACCUUUUAAACCCCGUAAAAUGGAUAAUUCUACAUUUGAUUGGUAUAAUUUUGAGCCACCCAAAGGACUGUUUUAUAUACGUGUUGUCGGUGUGGAUGAUAAACAUAACAUGUUUUACAGAGCAAGUCCAACUGCUUUAAGUGCCAUCUUACCAGGUUAGUAAAAUAUACACUCACAGUUGAACUCAACAUUUCCUCUCUCCAAAAUUGAAAAUGUACUUAAUGUCCGAAGUAGGUGGAGUGUGAGUGCAGAUGCUAGGGUUCCCGGCUUAAUGCCCUGCAAUAAUCACAGUUCCAGCAGUCACUUCCUGGUCAGAUCAGCCUACUUGUUUCUGUUUGUAGUGUUUUCUAUGUUUUGGCUAAAAAUGUUUCUACUUUUCCCUUUAUUUUCUCAAUUGUCUCUUCCUUAAUCAGUUGUUCUCUGCUCUUUUUCAGUCCCUACUUCUCAACUCUGUAAUGGCGCAUUUGCACAGACCGUUUUUCCUACAUUUUUAAUGCAUUUUAGAUGCACUGCCUAAGACCUGGCAUACACUAGGCAAACACAAAUAACCACCUGAAAAUGUGUCAACGGAAGAGGAAAAAAUGAUUAUUUUUCAUUUAUCAAUGACAGAUUCACACUUUAUCAGGUAUCAUCUUCAAAUUUGUCACUUUGUCAAACACAAGCCAGUUCCCUUUUUCAAAUAAAACUAAAGUACUUAUCAGAGGAGGACUGCAUGGUUGGCACUCACACAUCGCGUGGGGAAAGAUAAGAAAUAUCAGGCAGAUUUAGCAAAGACGACUUCUGAACAAUAAAGAAAAAGUAUGCAGGAAGGGCUGAACAUUAUUUCUGGAGCUCAAUUUGCCGUAUUGCCUUUCUUUAUGUCAGGUUUAAAUCUGCGCACACUGUUAUCUUUGUCAUCACAUUGUCUUCAGUUAAUAAUCUGCUUAGUAGUUAGCACUAUCUCCAUACAUGCCAGCUGGUGCAUUGUGUGCCAGUAAUCUACACGUUGAUCAUUGAGGCACCAGGCGCAGCAGUAUUUUUAAUCAACUUGCUUUUGUGUUAUAGAACCACCCAAGGUCAUUGCUCCAGCUACCAAGGAAGUCUUAUCUGGCUCCCAAGCAACUCUUUGGUGUACAGUUAAAACCAAGGCUCCUGCAAAGAUUCAAUGGACUAUGAACAGUAAAACACUGGGACCUGUACUGACUCAUACUGGCACCAUUAAUAUCACUCAUGUCAUCCCCUCAGUUACAAACAAGAACCAAGGACCUUAUUCGUGCUCUGCAACCAAUGUUGGUGGAACUGGUUCUGCAUCAACUCAGCUUAGAGCCAAAGGUAGGGAAUGUUGUUCUAAUAUCAUUGCCCAAGCUCUUCUAUUAAGGCAUUGUUAGUUUGAAAUUGAAAUUUUUGGAGCAACACAGUGAGGUCAGUCCACAUUUCACUGUUGUGUUGGGCUACUCUGCUUGCACCAUUGAACAAAAGACAAUCCCAGGAUUCAGGUUUGCUGAAGUGACAAGAGCUGUUGCUACGAUUCACAUUUCAGAUUGUGACCAAGCUUGCAAUGAGCUCUCAUGGAUUUCUUACCUCCGUUAAUUUUCCAACAUUGUAUUUUCAUUUUUAACGGUCAACGAGAGUACAAGUUUCCCACAGCCACAUUUGGCAACAAGAACAUGGCAUUGUAAGAGUUUUAUCAGGCUCAACUUUAGCAUACCAUCAUAAAAGGAAUAUAAUUGCGACCACUGCAAAUAAUGGUUGUGACCAAAGAUCAAGAACAAGGAUAGUCAUAAGCUCUUGUCAUGCUGACGUCUUGUGAGUUGAAGCUUGCUACUAGUCUUGUUUGGCAACAGGUGCACUAGACUAGUAACUGGCCUAGCAGGCUGGCGUUUGGUGUGCUCAAGGCUUGUGGUUCAUACGGUGGAAGAUACGGGCGCGCGAAAGCUGAACCGAGGUCAAACGAGAAGACGAGAUGGGAAGGAAAGAGGGGGUUUUCUCUCUGCGUCGUUCCCCUCGCCCUAUCCCCCUUGUUUUCUCAUUUUGACCUCGGUUCCUCGCUUCUCAUUGCCGUAACUCUUAUUUUUGAACACUCAAACCACACUUGGCUACACAGGUUAGUACACUAGGAAUAACUUAACUUUUUCCCCUACAGAUCCACGCACUAUUGAUAUUGACGAACCAUACUCUAACUUGACAUUGGUAACUGGUGACGCUGUUAUCCUUAAUUGUGUGCCUGACAUUGAUGCACUCUACAGUAUUGAGUGGCGGAAAGACGGAACUUACCUGAAUCCACAAGCAAACGAUACCUUGCUACUUCUCAUCCAAGGCAGAAAUGAUGGUGGCAGGUAUGAAUGUGUUGCUACCAGCACCAGACGAGAGGAGGUACUGGUUAUUGAUGUUGUUGUGUUUGGUAAGUAGUAUUUAGUGUUCUGAUAAUGUGUACUGCUGCAGCUGAUAUAAUUUAUCUUCAUGAGUAAGGCCUGCAGCUUCAAUCGACAACAAAAUAGGUUGGGACACUUUGCCCUAAAGGGCCUUUCUGACGUUUUGCCAACUUCAAAAGGGGAAAAUGAAGCUUUCCCUCCCCUAUCCACUCCAUGAAUUUUGGGCCGAGCUGUUCGAGCUACCUGUAGAAAACAACUAACACCCCAAUUUUGAUUGGAGUGGGGAGGGGUGUGGAUUGUUUUUUGCUUCGAAGUAACCCCAUUUGAGGAAGAAUGACCUUUUAUUGCUUAAUUGUCCGAAAAAUAGAGAAAAGUGAUACGAGAAGUAAAAAAUUGAUAGUUUUUGCAAGAAUGAAAGCUUUGAUUCCUGGAUUCCUACGUCGUGAAAGCUAAGGUUUGGAAUGUUUUAAUGAAAUUCCUUCCUUAUGUUAACGCGCUUUACCUCUAAAAGGUCGUUACUUUCCUUUAAAUGUGAUAUUUUGUUGUAAAAUUAAAACUAUGACAUGGGAAUUGGCUACUGUUGAGCAAAAUGUGGAUAUUUUAACAUUUUAUUGAUAACUGGAAUUUGAGCUCGAUCCCCUGCUAACGUUUUAAAAAUAUAACAAUACACCCUCUUAAAAAAGUCGGCAGUUUUCUCUGAUACAGACAACUGUUUUUAAUACCUUCUUCAUCCUGCUUUUUUGAAUCAAAUUAUACCUUCAGCUCGGUGCCUAUUGCCUGUGUUGACCUGUCUGUUGUAACAGACUAUUUUCCUUCCCACCUCCGUUUAUUGUCGAUUCUUUUUUUUUUUUUUCUUAUAACAGAAAAUCCAUCUGCCACAAUUAUCCCACCUUUAAUGACUUUCCAAUCCAGGGACAAGGUAACGAUCACUUGUCAGGUGAGUGGGUUUCCUGUGCCUUCCAUCCUGUGGUUCAAAGAUGACAUUCUGAUGGAGUUUGACAAGAGAAUCAGUGUGGUUGAAAGCUCACUUGUUAUCAGAGAUGCGCAGAUGUCAGAUGCCGGGGAAUAUGAAUGCAAUGCUUGGAACAUUGUCGGGCAGAGCAAAGCGACAGUAAAGUUGUUAUACACUGGUAAGCUUAGGGAGUCUAUGCCUCAAAUAAUGACCAAUAGUAAGAACGAAGGAGGACGAUACCGAGAACGAGAUUUUCUCAUUACUAAAUACAGUGGAACCUCGUUAAUACGGUCACUAAUGAGCCAAAGAAAUUUGGCUGCAUUAACGAAGGCCAACAAAAGUGGCUGUCAUAACGAGGUGGAUAUAGGGCGGAGUUUCACUGUAUUGCUCGUGCGUGAACCAGCGUCAUUUUGGCGGGAAAACGUGAUAGCCAUUGUCAUUCUACUACGAGUUGUAUGGAGAAUGUCGUAGUGGCGGAAACUAGUUAUCAAAUGUUAGAAGUUUUAUCAUUUUGCGAUUGGGAGAGAUUUUGUUAACCUCCUUCAGUAAAGAUCACAGUGCUAACUUUUCUUGUGAAUCAAAAGUACGAUGAAGCUUUCCGGGGUGCCUAUUUUUUGAGAAUACGCGGAGUAACGUUCUGUCAAAUCUCGUACUCCAAUCUAAAGGUCUCUAAUAUGUGUUUCACGGAAUGAAAAGAAAAUAUAAUUUUACAGUUUUUGAUGUGAUGGCUAUAAAUAGAUGAGAGGAAAAUUACAACAAAAUGCGGUGAAUAAGAGGACACGUUUUGCCGAAUAAACUAUACAUGUUAUCUUGUUCACUGAUAAACCUUAUUAAUUUGAAAAAGAGCUUGUGAUUAUAAAACUUACCUUGGACGUUUCGCUUUUCAGUUCCCCCAUCAGUGUUUGUUGAUCGAGAGGAAGUGAUUGCAGUUGUCGGUGAGACUGUGAUAGUCAAGUGCUCAGCAGAUGGAUCUCCUGAAGCAAAUCUUUUGUGGUUUAAGAGACGAAAGAAAAUACUGCCCAGUCGUCGUAUUGCUCUCAGUAGUCAGGGACAUUUGGUUAUCAACGCCGUUCAGUUGAAUGAUGCAGGAUAUUAUACUUGCCUUGGGAACAACAGUGCAGGUCAAGAUUCCCUGACCAUCAUCAUCCAAGUGCAUAGUGAGUUGAAUAAUAGUUUCACCUAGCCUAACUUAUUUAUUUAUUUAUACAGGAACAAUUGAUUUCGCGUAUAAUAAGCUAAUUUAAAUAGUCCUUUAAAAAAAUGCGAAGAGAAUCAAUAUCCAUAGAGUAGCUCAGAGUAGCACACUUAACGUACGUGGACACGCGAUAAUGAAAAGAUUUAAGGUAUAGCCUGGCGCUUGAAAUGCCGUUUCGCUAAGGACUUGAAAGUAUUUUUAGUCCGUUGCAGAUAUUAUAUUAGAGGUCUUAGAGGGGAGGGAAUUAUAGGCGCGUGCACCAUUGAUCCUAAAACUGCCCUGGUAUUAGUGGUGGUUUUAGCCAAAGGCAGCCACAACUGAUCACAUUGUCUGGUGAAGUGAGAGUGGAUUUGGUGAGCAUGCCUAAGUUCACUCAGCAGAUAACUGCGUACAGCCAUUAGUAGUAGCGACAGUCUGUAACGGCAUGAUGCGGGGAGAAAUUCCUCUGCAUUGGCCAUUUUGAGGGAAUAGGAGACAAGUUAACGAUAGAUCUCAACCACUACAGGGAAACAAAUUUCUUGCCAAAACUUUAAUCUUAAUAGUUAUGCUGAUGUAAGGAGCGGUCUAUCACUAUGGCCUUCAUUGUCUUAAGUGUCAAAUACUUCUUCCGUGUCUAAUUACUUAGUAGUACUAUCGUGAUACACCUAAAACGAGACCCUUUUGACAGCAUUUGAGACAUCAUUUUCCUUCAGAAAUGUCCUCCGGAAUUGAAGAAUAACUUACAUGUAACUCAUUGGUCCAAACACCCUUUGCGGACUCGUCGGUGACUUUAGAGAGAUUUAGAAUCAAGUUAACGGCAUACGUCAAUUUGUACCACGUCAGCAGGCUUUCCCUUAGCUUAUAGGUCACUGUUCGUGACAUCUAUUCUACACAGGUGUUAGCUGAUUCUUGUGCAUUGCAUUCAUGAGAAUUCUUUUGGACAAUUUUUAUCUACUCGUUUCCCAAGUUUUGAAAUUUUCAACUUGAAAUUGACGUUUAGCGUUUGCCGUGAACGUGAUUUUAACACUCGCUUUUGUCUUUUUCCAACGCUUACAGUGAAUUUGCUUUUAUCUUAUAGCCAUCCCACGCGUUAAGGUAGACAAGGAAGAAGUACCCCUGAAGGUUGGUAAGACUAUAGAGCUACAUUGUGUUGCUGUUGGCGUUCCAACCCCGACCAUCUCAUGGCUGAAGAAUAACAUUCCUUUACAAAACAGCAAUAGAAUUACAGUUACUAGCGGUGGCGCACUGAUCAUCAAAAGUGCUGUUCCGCAGGAUGUAGGCGAGUAUCUCUGUGUAGGCAGGAAUCCUGCUGGAAAAGCCACAGCAGCGGUGCUACUCUGGAGUGAGGGAGGUAUGUUGAAUACAUAAACUGAGGCUUGUACGCCCCCCCGCCCUCCCCUUCUACCACCCAGGUAUUGGACCCUUAUUGAAAGCUCCGGCCUCUUGGCUACUUACGAGAACGAAAGGGUGAUUUUACGCUGUUGUAGCUUUUGGUGUGCUUUGUGGGAAAGGUGUGGAAAUCUGUACUCCAUAUGUGAGAUUUUAUGAUGGGCGACCAAAAGGGGAUUAAGAGCAUUUUGACAAGUCCGAAAGUCGAAAUUUUCAAUCUCUCUUGUUGGAAACGUCUGUUUCAUUCAACUCUUUUCCCGAAAUCAGCGUCUAGGAUUUCAGCUGAAUCGUUUGCUGAAUUGUUUAACUUUGGAGACAUUUCCCUUUCCGUUCGUGUAUAUUGCAACAUUUUAGUCAAAUGAAAAGAUUCCCCACACGUUUUUCCUACAACAGAUUCUUCGAUAUGUUUGGGAACCGUAUAUUAACUCAUAAUACUUUACACGGCAGCUGCUAAUGCACAUAUCAAACGCAAUCUUAAUUGGUGAUUAAUCCUUCUUAUAACUGUAAAUAUCGCUCUUCAGUUCCUGCAAGGAUAAUCAACCCUCCAACUGAUAAGACUGUCACCUUUGGUGGAAACGUGACUUUUAAAUGUCGAGCUGAGGGUUUACCUAAACCACAGAUUACGUGGAAGAACAGCUUGGGUAUCUCUGCUGAUACAGACCCCAGAGCCACAGUGAUGUCAUCAGGAGACCUCUUUAUUAAGAAUAUCCAACUAAAGGAUGCUGGGAGAUAUGUCUGUGCAGCGGAGAAUAAUCUGGGGAGAGACACUGCCCAGGUCACUCUCAUUCUUACAGGACUUAGUAAGUGACACUAUGUUAUUAGCUGGACAUACAAUAGUUACUAAUAUCGAUGACUAGAUUUCUCAGGGGCAGCGAAAUAAGCGACUACUCAAGAAUCACCCAUUACUAAAGAAGUUGUCUGUCAAAGUCAUCUUCUCAAUGUAAAGAAUGACGUCACAGGUAGUUCCACAGGAACAGCUUAUAGGAGUCUUUGGUGUCUUCUAGUCAUUUUAAGAAAAAAAAACUGUGUACGUAUUAACUCGAAUAAGCACCGCAUUUGGGAGAAAAACGUUUAGAAGAAAAGUUAAAGAAGCGCUGCGGCCCUGAUAUAAUCAAAAUCAAGGCGUUUAAAAUUUUGUUAGUUAAAUACGGAAAAUAAUAAUACCCCAGUUAAACUGUAUAAUUCUUUGUCGGGUCCCACUUUCAAAUAAACGCUGCCUUCAAAUAAGCGCCGCCCUCGAAUAAACGCUGUACUUGAGGCGUGAACAAUUUAAUAAGCGCCGCAGUGCUUAUUCAAGUAAGUACGGUACGUCCAAGUGUAAAAAAUAUAUCAUAAUUUUUGGAAUUCGUUGUUUUUUUGUUCACUCCUUCAGCUCCCCCGAUAAUUACAAAACCUCAUAAAACCACCAUUAUCAGUGACAGAGGUGGAACAGUUGAACUUCAGUGCCCUGCUAUUGGUAAUCCUCAACCUACCAUAUCAUGGCGUAAGAAUCAUCAGCCAGUUAAUCUUGAUGGCAUCAAGUACAAACAGAAGGAUUCAGGAACUUUGGUGAUACGUUCACUGCUGCCAUUUGACUCUGGAACAUACUUGUGCACUGCAGAAAACCCAACGGGAAAAGACUUUCUCAUCCUCACACUUCAUGUGUACAGUAAGUUCAAUUGUUGCUAAUCCUGCUCACAAAGAUGAUGAAUUUAUCUCUGGAUCAAAUUCUGAACAGACCAUUUAUUCGUGUUCUCGACAGUCACACUGAACAGUAACCCACAAUGUACCAAGUUUACUCGCUUACUUCGUACAGUGUGUUCUUUACACAACACAUGUAUACGUUUUCUUGAUUGCAUUCUACUGCCGUGAAUGCUAAUUGAUUGUGGUUUAUUGCCGAGAAUAUAUCAAUCUGAAUAUGAAUAUAGGUUUAUGAGCAUUUUUCUGCGCACUAAAUUAUCUUUGAAACAACCUUUGCCAAACGGAAUGCAAAGUUGCACCGACGGUAACACUACUUCUGAUUGUGGAAUUGCAGUGAUUUGCAGUGGUAGCGGAACGAUCCUGCUGCUGUUUGUUCUGGUCUUUGACCAUAGAUAAAUAACAAAUGAACAAAAUAAAUAAACAUCGACUUAAAGGUAGCACAUUCGCAAAGUAGUUCGUCGUCUACCUGAUUUCUGGUCGUUCUGGAAUUUGGAAAUGUUGACUUUUGUAGAGACAGGAAAACCCGGAGUACCCAGAGAACAACCUCUCGGAGAACCAACAACAAACUCAGCCCACACAUGACGUCGACGCCGGGAUUUGAACCCAGGUCACAAUGGUGUGAGGCGAGUGCUCUCACCACUGCGCCAUCCCUUACUCCCAAGGUUCUACAUGCAAUUAACUCUAUUUAUCUCUACUCUGUUAGUUUCUCCUGAGAUUAUCAGACCCCCACCGGACUUGGCUGUAGAUGAAGGAGACUCAAUCUUAAUGGAGUGUGUAGCGCGAGGAUUUCCCACUCCGCGUAUUCGUUGGCUUCAGAAUAAUCAGCCGACUCGUUAUAAUGGCUCUGUAGUUCAAAUAGCAGCGGUGAAGUCUCAACACACUGGAGUUUAUAGAUGUGUGGCUGAGAAUAUUGCGGGUAACGCAUCUGCCACUGCGGUAUUGGCUAUAAGGGGUAAGUUUGUUUAACCAAUUUGCCCCAGGCAACGUUGGCUGAAAAACGCGUUUUAAGCUAGUCGAGCCGUUUCCUGUUCUCUGUCUGGCUGUAAAGAGCUAAAGCUUUGCUUUAUUUCGCUGGGAGAAAUUUUUGGAAAGCUUUUAAGAUCGUAGGAUAAGAGGCAAGGAAGUCUAGGAGGGGAGUGGAACAAGAUCUUUAUGGACAUUUUCGGCCAACUUUAAUUUUUUUUUUUGCCUUUUCCUCCGGCCUCCUCUGAAUCAUUCUCAUUCUUGUAUGGUGUGAAAGAUCUCUUCCCCUGCUUAAGUGACAUUACACAGGUGUCCUUGACUGUUAAAGCAGAUGACGUCACAAGCAACACAAGGGACGUGGAUCCGCACGGGCGGUUACGGGCGGUUUAGGGAAGGGUUCGAGGGCUAACGGGCUAAUAGAUUAUUUUGUUUCAACGUGAUCCAGGGCUGGCUCUAACAGAGGUAAUUGCCCCUAGCGCCUCCCUUUUGUUCUCGGAUGACUAGGAAUUCUUAGUGUUUGCCAUAAAAAUCCUACGUUUGGCACCUUGGAUUGCACAGGUUCAAAGCAUUCAGCUCCCCUCAAUUUUUCUUAGAGCGAAGCCUUCUGAUCAUCGAACCUAAGUACGCAACUUAAGCAGUUGCGAAAAAAGAGCGUGAAAAAAUAACCUUUGAACGGGAUUCGAGCCAAAGACCUCUGCGGUAUCAGUGGAGUAGUUUUAUCACUGAGCUUUCUGGGAGUCAACUAGCAGCUACCCUGAAUAGCUGACGGUUUUGUUUGGCGGGCGCGCAAAUUGUUUCCGGUUUUCUCUUUUUUGCAGCUGCUUAAUUUGUGUCGGUCCGUAACUGCUAUGAUCCUUCGCGUGUUCUUCCUCCCACAUGUUCUUCCUCCCACGGUUAAAAUAGAGUCAAACCACCUGUAAGCAACCACCAGAACUACAGCGGCUGUCUUCCUAGAAAGGUCCCUACAUAUCUACCUUUUGGCGGAUAAUUUAUUACAUGCAAUUUCUUAAUAACGAAUACGCCACGUGUUCUACAGGCUUGUAGGUCCAUUAUGUCACUGAAAGUUCCUCCUAUAUACUGAAUGGCGUAAUACAUAUGGCGAACAACGAGACUACACCAUGCGUCAACUGUUUGCUUACUAGAGAUUAAAAAAAAUGGAAACUAUAAGACUGUCGGGUCAAAAACGGGUAGCGAGAGGUUCUAAUUGUAGGGCUUUGACUUAUUUGGUGUUUUGGAUAGGUGGUCGCAAAUGGAAGAUCAUCGGCUGUAUGUGAAAUUUCAUAUAUUCACUUUCAGACUUCUUUGUUAUCUCGGUAGUGAAAUGCGCAGGUCAAAAAACGUUUUGCGGCAUUACAGUCAACUCUCUACAAGACGGACGCCUUUGGGACCGUUUUACAGAGGUGUCUGUUAAGAGAGAGUAGACUGUAUUUAAUUAUUAUAAUUUAUUUAUUCUACAGCUCCGCCUGUAAUAUUUGAGCCCAGGCUGCCGCGUGUGAUGGUGUUAGCUGGGGACUGGACUGACCUUAACUGUAACGUAAGUGGCUAUCCAAAGCCAACUAUCACGUGGUUAAGAGCGGGUACACCGAUUGACAUGAAUAACCCUAAGUAUGUUGUUCUUCCAUCCGGGAGUCUGCGCAUUUAUGGUUUGACUCCAGCAGACAGUGGUAGAUACUCUUGUGAGGCUUCUAAUCCGCUUGGUAAAGCUCGUCAUCCUGUGGAAUUGUCGGUGCAAGGUGAGAAUACUGUAAAUUAUGUAACAGCUCUUAAGUAAACGCCUCUUGUCUAAUAAACUUCCGCUUACGCUUUUCAAGUCUGUAUUAGACGCGUCCCUCUAUAAUACCCCCCCCCCCCCCCGUCUAAUGGAAAGACAGUUGAUCAAAAUUACUAGAGCAAACUUAUUCAAUUCAGUUGUCUUGUUUGAUUAACAAGAGCUUGUGCAUCAAUGAUACUUUGUUCAAUGCCAAGUUGAACCCUAAGCUGUGAAAAAACUAUUUGGUUUCUUACAUUUUCUUUUUGUUUUCUGUUGUCGUGGCCCGAUUUGUUACAGAUAGCUUUUACUUGUUUAAUGCGGUUUUUUUUUCUGGCUAAGCCUCUGUUUUGUUUUGUUUUGUUUUUAUUUUUAUUGUUUUAGUUCCUCCUGAGUUCGUCAAACGUCCGGAAAACAUUUCCAUCGACGAGGGCGACACAAUCAUCUUAGAAUGUGAAGUGCGUGGUUUUCCUGUUCCUCAGAUCACGUGGUAUCUAAAUGACAGCGCUUUGUCAAAUAACAAUUCUUUAGUGGAGAUUGUUAACGCCAAAAAGGCAGACCAUGAGGGCGUUUAUCGUUGUGAGGCGAAGAACCCUGCGGGAGCUGUAUCAGCUAGUGCAGUGGUUACAGUAAAUGGUAAGGUUAAAGAAAAGUAUAUUUAAGAGGGGGACAUGUGGGUUUACGGUAUUGCGGUAUUGAGCUUUUUUGCAAGCGGUAUUUCGGUAAUUUUGAUUUUAAUGUGCGUUAUUGCGGUUUCAUCCAGCCGUGCGGUAUGCGGUUUUUCAUCCUUCUGGCUAACGGUAUUCGGUAAAAGAAGAUCCUUGACGGCAUUGCGGUAUAGCCUCCCACGCAGACGUUCUUAGAGGUUCGUCACGCGUGUGGCAGGAACGCGUGACGAACCCCUAGGAACGUCUGCGUGGGAGGCUAAUUGCAGUACUGUUCAUUUGGCCUCUCCUGUCUAAUGUAGGUCAAUAUUUGGAAGACUUUAGACUUAACCAUAAAUGAAUACACAAUUUCUGACAGUUACUCUAUGAUGUGGUAGGACAUCCAAUGACCUGGCUUUUCGAUCGCUGUACCGAUCAAUUCGAGAUCUUCACACGUUUUCUCGCGAAGGCUGAGGUUGAUGUGUGGUGUAUACAUGCUUGAGAUAAAAAAAAAACAUAGAUGCGGUAUCGGUAUUUCGUCCAUGUUCGCCACGGUACUUCGGUAUUUGCCAUUUUUCUGUACGGUAUUGCGGUAUUGGGUACCCCAUAAAGGCCCCCUCAUUUAACAAUUUUUGAAUGAUGCUGAGUAUGAUGUGAAGAAUUAUGCCGAUCGAGAAGAAUGUUAUCCACCAAGGGAGAGGUGGAAACAGCGUCCUUUGUUAGUUCACUAUUGCGCAACCAACCUCGUUCCUACGCAACUAUUCUUGCAUUUUCCAAAUAUAGUAAGCGCCAGAAUUAGCCGGAGGAUUGUAACCAAUCAGACAAGGUAAAAUCUUGAAUGACUAAUAUAUUGAUAAAUACCGUACUGAUAUUUCUCAAUCGUAAGGAUCGAUAGCUAUGAGUAGUAUAGGAUGCAAAACUUGAACCCCCUUUUAACAGGAACUUAGCAAGUGCAGGAACAGUGUCAGUUGAAGCUUCUGUUAUUGGCUUUUGAUCUAAUGCGGUGGAUUUUCAAAGAGGAUCCGCUGUUAUCGAAGUAAACGUCCGCUGUGAUGGUAUUUUCUGCAUCUUGGCUUCAUUUAUGAAAAUUUUUUAAUCUAGCCGUUUUAAACUUUUCACAACGAGCAAAGAGGUUUAGGUGAACAUGGAUGUUUGACCUUAAAAUAUUUAAUCCGUCAUAUCAAAGGUAUAAAUUCUUCUUACACUGGUGUAAUGGGAAAAGAAACUACUGCCAACGUAUCAAAAUAUUACAGAAAAAAAUAGUCUUCGACACAAACAAUUUUUUAUGUAAUAUCAAAAUUCAAACAAUUGGAACUGUCAGCAAACUGAGUGAAACAUAGAACUAACUGCUCAAAAAGUUAGAAGAAGUUAUAAAUGACACAACCUAUACAAAAGGGGUCACGGAUGGACAAACGUGAAGAAGAUUGAAUCGGAUUGAAAUUGUGAUUUUUGAAAACUUGUCAGCCUAACAGUUUUUAAAGUUCAUUUUUGUUGUUUGAUUUCAUGCAUAAGUUAUUUUCCAAGUUCCAUAGCGAAUAAGGACGCGUCAUUGAAUUAGCCAGCCGUAACACAACGUCUUUAAGUUGGAUCACAUAACCGUCACCUUGGCAGCUCAUUUAGCAGAGCACCGAUUUCCAGUAGGAUAGAGGGGGAUAGAAUCCUAGCAGACUGUACGUCAGGGUCUUUAAAAUUAAAUUUCAUGCUGUGUUUUAGCUCAGGAUUGUUUCUAGUAAAAGGAUUACUCUUAUUUCUUUUCUCUUUUUUGACAGGAAGUGACGAGAAUUUUGCUCAGACUGGGAAGCCUGGUAAUACUUUUAUUAUCUAUCUUGCUGCUUAAUUAUCUUUUUUUUUUCAGUAAAAAAAUCACCGUGGUCAUUUAUGUUGUGAGAAAUUUGUUCUACUUUCUUUUACGUUACCAUAGUUACUGUAACCUUAGUAAACAGUCGACAUUUCGUGACGUCACAAAUGGUUUCCCCGCGAAAUGACGUCUGAGAAACGACUGCAGAAAUCCAUUACUGAUGACGCGUCACUACCCAGAUCUGGGUAGUGCUUCUGGUUGUCUGAAAAUUUGCUUCAACCAACCAGAAGCACUAACCACAUCCAACUUGUGGAUGAUUCGUACCUCUUUACAGAGUUUGUACUCACACCGUCGGACGCUGAAGUUGAUGCAGGUUCGACUUUCGUCUGGAAUUGCACGGCCACAGGACAACCAACACCUGUGAUCACGUGGCAAGUGGAUGGUGCAGAGUUGUUGCCUGGAUACCUUGAGCACGUUAGCGUUUUGGCCAAUAAUAGUUUGCUCAUAAGAGGGGUAAAACCAGAAGACGCGGGACAUUAUCAAUGCCACGCUAGUAACGGAGUUGGUGUCCAUGUGGUACAGGCAAAGCUACGUGUCAGAGGUAAGAACUGUUCCUCGAUUUCAGAUUUUAAGGAUCAGUGUUGUUUUAAAAGUAGUAAUAGUGAACAUCUGUCGAACGCACCUAUGAAAUUUAAGAGUCUUCAUAUCCAAUAAAUCCAGAGUUUCAUAUCAUCAACUGACGUCAUACAAAUCACUUAGACUCUGAAGAUGACUACCGCACAAGUUGUCGAAACGCCAGUCACCUUCAACUAGUCCUAUUCAGAUCUUCGUUCACCCAGACGAUCCUGCUCCAUGAACUUAUGAAAUGACCCCUGUCUUCAAACCUUUCUUAGUGUCUUGUAGCUUGGACUGCGAGUGACGGCUCGAGUACAAGUGCGACUUUAAGUUUUCAAGCGUUUUUACAGCCCCGACGGGUUUUUAUGAUAUACUUGACCCUAAUGAAGGCAUAGCUUUUUUUUCAAGUGGUCGUCCAAGCCACAUGAAGGUGCAACCAUUUUUAUGCAAUUAGCCUUUAUUCUUAACACACAAGUGUUUAGAACUGUCCUUCCUACAAUCAUUGUCAAUGAUGAGGCAAAUUUUUUUCGUUGUGAAAAUUGUUUACAUCUUCAUGUAAAUGCUGUUAGCUGUUUCUGCAGUAAUGAACUGGUGGACUGUCGUUCACUUAGUCAAACUCAAGCUGCAAGUGAAUAACCGUGUAUUAAGGUUCCUUUUUUCUCACGUGUAUUUCUUUUUUCUGUUCAAAGUUAAUGGAAACUGGAGCGAGUGGCAAGAGUGGGAGCCCUGUAGCAGAUCAUGUGGAGUCGGUGAACAGUAUCGGUUUAGAACAUGUGAUAAUCCUGCACCCAGUGGGGGAGGGAGAAAGUGCGAAGGAAGUGAGGCUGAGAUGCAACCCUGCAAUGUACAGUCCUGCCAAGGUUUGUAUAUAAAAUAUGUCACAUAAGGGUAACUUUGUUUUGUUGGUGGGAGGAAACUAUCUUUGGAUCUUUGGAGAACUAUUAUGGUUAAAUAUAGCGCUCUUUUUCUCGCCCUACUUCUAGAUUGACUACCUAACUUUUGAGUUUUGUCAAUGAGCACUCGCUUACCCCUCAGCGCACACACCUCUUCUCCAAAAUACGUUGAGGAAACCAUGAUGGUAACGACAGCAAAAAAGUCCCUAAUAAAAUCAGUUGGCGUUUGUUUGAUCCUGGCAAAACAGCCGACAUUUCGCGACACCAUACCUGCUUUCCCUCGUGAAAUGGCUUCUGACGAACGACUGCAGAAAUUCCAUGCUGAUGACGUGUCACUACCCAGGUCUUGGUCAGUAGUGCUUCUAAUUGGUUGAAGAGCACCACCAGUCAGGAGCACUGCCAGAUCUAGGUAUUUGUGCGUCAUCAGUAUGGAAUUUUUGUGGUCGUUUCUCAGAUGUCAUUUUACGGGGAAACCAGGUGUGGUGUCGCGAAAUGUGGGCUGUUUCCUUAGGCUACUGAAAGUCGCUUUCAAUAUUUUGUCAAAUGUAGAAAUUUUAGGAUCGGUUAUUUAAGCGAAGUCUAACUUAGAUCGCGGUUUAGGCAAUCUUUGAAACUCCAGAUCUCUUUCUUAGUGGGCUAUUUUAAGAAGACAAAUGCUUUUCUAGUCCACUUUAUAUGCUUUAAUGAAACUGUUCACGAUAAGUGGUGUUGACAUAAAAGCGUUCGCCAAACUGAAAAUGGCUUUGAACGCGGUUUUGUUAAACACUGGCUAAACUCCGUUUAAAUAAAUGGCCCUUAGGGACUGAACUCAUGUCUGGAAAGAGGAAGAAAAAUUCAUCGUGAUGUGUCUGUCAGUCUUUCUUAAAACGUCGCAUCAGGAAAAAUCACGUCGUAAUUGUGCAGUGACGGCAUUGAAAUGUACCAAAACGUAGAAUUCCCCUUGAGGGAAUUUUUGCUUUCCAAACCUUAUAUAUAUUUUCUUAUAUUUUUUGACGUUGUCUUUACCGUCGCUGUUGUCAAAGUCGUAGUAAUGUGGCCCUCUGCUGCUGCCUGCAAUCACUAACGAAAGCACUCACAAAAGACUAAGGAAAGAUAUUUAGGUAAAUUUAAUUCCCUAAUAUCAUCUUUCAUAACUGUUUCUCGUGUGUUUCAAUCACCAUUACCGUAGUGGAUGGUGCAUGGUCCAUAUGGACAGAUUGGUCCUUGUGCUCUGAGGUUUGCAGUGGUGGAGAACAAACACGAUACCGAGAGUGUAAUAAUCCAGUUCCUUUACACGGUGGUAAAAACUGUACAGGCCCAGCGAGGGAAUCAAGGCCUUGUAACACUUUUAAAUGUUCAGGUUAGUUUAUUAGUUGACUUGAAUCCGUAGUAUAGUAGCGAUGAAAUUAACCUUUUUUGAGGGGGCAUCUCAUAAUCUUAUGGAAAAAUACAUCACGUUGCUUUCCCUCCACCACGUUUUCUUGGUUUGCAACCACGUGACAAGGCGGCCAUGUUGGGGGUCAAUACAAUAGAAUUUUUUCUCGAAAAAUUUAAAGGAAAAUAGAGUUUAGUUCCCAGUGGAGAGAAAUGCUUUUGUUCGUGACCACCAACAUGGCCGCUGUGACGUCACGUGCAAACAAGCAAUUACAAGAUUGUUACGCGAAAGUGCAGUUAUUAACAAAUGAAAAGCGGAAACGACGAGCACAUGACCUUAUCUAAAUGAGAAUCCAUCGCAUCGUAUUCAUGAGAUAAAGACAAAAGGCUUUGACGUCAUCGGCGCUAACCUAUUCCUCCGUAAGAUAAUUAGAUUCUCUGAAAAAAAGGUUCAUUUCAUCCCUACUAAUACUUCAGUUGGUUUAAGAAAUUUGAGCACCUAACACCUGCGUUACGCCAGAUCAAAUCGCUACCGGUAAAUGAGCAUCUCCACUACAAAGACGAGCCUAGCUCCCACGUAUUUGUGUGAGUCUCUCCGAAGACGCAAGUCUAUUCACUAUCAUAACACUAGAAACAGAGAAUCCCUUGAUAUUCCUCCAAGUGAGACAAAGUCAGGCCAGCGACGUUUCCUCCAUAGAGCAGUCAUCAUUUGGAACAAUUUAGACAAAGACUUUAGACAGUUAUCCUUACUAUCAUUUAAAAAAAUUUGAAAACGCACAUGCUAGAGAAUUAUUUUAAUGACUGCUUUUUAUAAUUUUAUUCAUUUUUUUAUUAUAAUGUUCUUUGCUGUUUAGUAUUGAAAAGCCCCCUGGGAAAUACUAAUAAAAGUAUGUAUAAAAAGUAUGUAUAAUUGGUUUAUCUUUCACCGGCUCUACAUGAGUAGCGGUAAUGCUGAAUAUGCUAGAAAUCACAGCACAUAAGUAAGAGGAUGAUGGGAUAAAUGAGUAUGUUGCAUCUUAUCAUCGGUUGACGCAGAGCUCCAUGGGUAGGGAAAUCUCUUUUCUAUCCUUUCGAGAAUUUUUGUAGUUAUCUGCUGACCAGUUUAUGAUUUAUCGUUGGAUCGUGAGCUUAAGUUUUAUUUUCAUUGAAUUGGGGAGCAAGGGAUGGCGCAGUGGUUAGAGCACUCGCCUCCCACCAAUGCUGCCCGGGUUCGAAUCCCGGCGUCGACGCCAUAUGUGGGUUGAGUUUGUUGUUGGUUCUCUCCCUUGCUCCGAGAGGUUUUUCUCCGGGUACUCAAGUUUUCCCCUCUUUUCAAAAACCAACACUCCCAAAUUUCAAUUCGAUCUGGAACGUACGGACACGUUUAAACGAGUUCAUAUGAACUCCUAGGUGCUUCGUGGGUAAACAAGCAAUUUACAAUAUUUUUUUAUGUGUGUAUGGGAAGUAGUUGUGGUAUUCUUUUAGUUGAAUGGUUAAUAUUUAGCAGUAGCUCUGCUAUUAGGAUUGGCUGGUUUUAUAUUAGCCACUUGUUUAUGUCUAUCCUCAUGCCUUGAUGCAAUACCACUAUAGUCGAACCUCUCGUCGCAACUGACCAACUUUUUAUGUAAACGGCUCUCCACGGUUUGGAAUGAAAUAUAUGAAACGUUUGCUCGCCCAGUGUAGGUGGGUAACCCUUCUACCCGGGAAGACAUUUCUCCAUAUAAGCAGAUUGUUACUUCUUCAAUAGGCUAGUUAUAAGCGUAAGCUCUUUAAGUGCAUUGGCUAAGAACCUUUUCCGUCCAAUGGAACAACGCAGUUUUAAGACGUCAAGAAGACUUACAAAAUAAUGAAGUAAUCGUUGACGAUUAUCAAAUUUCUUUCAGAUGGCGUCGAAGUAGCGAUUGGACAAGUCCGUGGAACGGUCAAUAACGUUAUGCUGCCGACACUGUUUCUGUUGGCAAACUUCACUAAGACCCCAAGUAAUGACACUCAUGUUUCCUGGACAGUGAGUGGCCUUCCUGGACCAAUCAAAAACUGGCUUAAGUCCGUGUCGAUCCCCUUGACAACCCCUGUUUACUGGGCAACUGCGCGAGAGAAGCCUGGUGCCCAGAAUGGUCUGAACAUAACGAAAGGACGAUUUGUAUUCAAAACUGUGGUAAAUUUCGAUACUGGCGAAACACUGUUGAUUGUGCAUCGAGGACAAGGGCUGAAUGAUAGGGGUGUAUUAAUGCUGGAUGUGGUCGUAAAGGGAUCGACGCCAAAGCUUCCACCAAACGUCAAUGUUAACAUCUCAGAUUUUGAAGAGAUGUUUAUUAAGACAGAAGAGAAUGAGAUAAGCUCUUUAUCACGGUACGAUUUUAGGUUCGCUUUGUGCGACAUUUAAAUGUUUUUAAUAAGACAAUAACAAGGUGAUAAACUUCUGUUGUAACGAAACGUUUUUAGGGGACAUGGACACACUAAGGCAAAUUUUCUUUUUUCUUUAUUCAAGUAGAUGCGGUUCCCAGCAAUUCAACUUCGGAAAACUUCGGGGGGGGGGGGGGGGGGUAAACAAGCUAUAUUAUGAAUAUAUAUUUUUUUUUUUUAUCAGCUUUUCUGUACACAGACCUGCCCAGAGGGAAUGUGCGCGAACGGGACUCAGGUCCCAUGCGAGGUGCCAUCCCUACCCAAUCCCACAACCCUUAAAGUUUGGCCACACCACCGGGGUCUAUGACCCCUACUCUUUUACGUCCCACAAGAACAAAUCAGUGAAAGUGCUGUGAGACGGGACCUACGGUUUUUCGUCCUUAUCCGAGAAGACUAGAAAGUCUAACCAUUUGCAGAUGUCUUUACAAAGGUAGCACUUUCUGCUCACUUAUUUAAGAACUCUGAGUGUUGGUCCUGCCGGGGUUUGAACCCGCGACCCCACGCCCGACAGACUCGCGCUCUCCCAACUGAGCUAACCAGGCGGCGGUUAAAAUGCAGGUCUCGGUGAAAAUGGUGAAUUGGUUCAAGUUAUUUGGUGUGUUUCUUUCCCAGCGUUUGACUGGGAAAGAAAAUCCCGUUUUUAGUUCAAAUUAUCGGGUGUUUUGAGAAACCGAAGGUUGGAGGCAUAUCGGAAUUCUACUGAAAUAUCAUUUAUCGGUUGCAGACGAGUGAUGUUUGUGGAUGGCAAACCCAUUCCUUUCUCCGUCAAUUCAACCAUUUCCUACUCCUCUGAGGACAAACAGAAUGGAUCUUUGUACAAUAAAGUUCGCGUGUCUACUGUGGAUAUCAGUCGCUCUCGACAGACUGAUGUACUGGAAAUUAGUUCGACUGCAUUAGUUGAAAAAGGUGUGUGAUCUAUCAAAAAGAUUGUUUUCCUGUUCUGGAAAAAACACAUGGCGUGAGGGAGGUUUCGCAUUUCCUGGCCUAUUUCGAUGAGUUUACAACAAGUUUAGAUGGCUUUAAAAAUUCAAGUGCUGAGUUUUUCUGAAAGCAUCCCGUGUUUUGAUUUUGUUUUCUGAUAGCGCUUAACAAAUUCACGUUAUCGAAGAGUAAAGGUGAAUUGUGUCUUUCGUAUCUUUUGAGGGUCUUUCUGAGAGCCCCUAUCUAUAUCUCCAUUUACAAAAUGACUACGCAGGCGCUUGAGGAAGAGACCUGGGCGCGCUUUAGGGCGCGCUACGGAGACACGCGAGAGGAUGUUAGUGGUGUGAUAAGUCCUUCACUGCCUUGUACUACAUGUUUACAAACGAUCUCGUGUUUUUUUGGUUGACAGUUUUCUCGCCCAACGCGAACACUCGGGAACCUCUUGACCAAUAGGGAUAUUCCGCACUCUAAGAAAGCGGAAAAAAUAGUUUCGUGGGGCUCUCGGGCAGGCGCUCCCUCUCCCCUCGCGUGUCUCCCUCGUACGCCGCGCGGUUCUUUCUGGCGCCUCGUACUUUCAAGCGUCUGCCACGCUGGCUACGUAUUGACAGGAGCCCUUCGAGGAGCCUGUUUUGUCAGCUUUGUAAUAUUUUCUUUUUGCUUUUAGUUUCAUCUUCUGACCCAUGUCCUCCAGGCCUGAUACUCCAUGCUUCUGCUCAGUAUUGCCAAGGUAAAAGAUUUGUUUAUUCAAAUGUAUAGCUGAAAGGGUUUACAUUGAACUUAGAAUUAGCAACAGUCUGUAACUCUUGAGCACAGUCAUAGCAAUGAUGGGAAAUAUUUUUGGACACGCAAUUAACAUUUCCAAGAAAGGACUGUGAUACAAGUUCUAGGCUUAAGAAGUUAAACUGGUGGUAAUGUUUUGUCAAGACCAAUCCUUUCAACCUUAAUUAAUGUGGAUUGAUUUGGAUACGGUCUCUCACUUUUCAACCGUUAAAAUGAGAUUGUGACUGGGUAUAGACCUCUUUCAUAAUGGCGGCCUAGUAAUACGUAUUAAAAAUUCUUUUGCAUUUUGCACAUGCUAACAAGGUCAGAAAGGCUAAUUAUCAUAUUGGUCACCCCACCAUUAAACGUGAUCAAUUAAAAUGAGAGAUUGUUUGGAUAAGCGGAUUACAUUACCUAAGGGUUACCUCACCUACCUGGGGUCCCCCACCUGCAUGUAAACAGGCCCUACCGUUAAUUCAAGUUUAAGUGAAUUCAUCUACGAUCGCUUUACAUAACCCACACCCUGUAGCGGUGCACAAUAGUUAAGUUGAUAAGUGAAUGUGCUUUAAGAUUUCAAUGUGUGCGGCCUUAUAACAUUUCUGUUAUGUUUCGUAUUCAGAUGUUAAUGAAUGUACCGCUGACCCAAGUGUUUGCUCCCAUUUCUGUGUAAACUUGUUUGGUUCAUUCCGGUGUUCUUGUCCGCUGGGUCACGUGCUUUCUUCAAACAACAGGACUUGUGAAGGUGAGGCACUUCUUCGGUCUGUGACGUGUUUGGUUCAGUGAUCCCUUGUAAUACUGACUCGCACUUGUUACUCCUCUGACUUGACAAUCGACCUUAGUUGUGUCGCGCAAAUCACACUCUCCACCAAACGUUUUGAUGUUAACCGUACGAAGGUUUGGUUUUCAGUCUAACUUCUCUUCACGGACAAUUGUUUCCCAAAGAUGCCAAAUUUCAUGUAUAAUAAUAAUACUAAUAAUUAUAAUAAUAAUAAUAAUAAUAAUGGAAUUUAUAUAGCGCUUAUACAUCGCUGUUCUAAGCGCUUCCUCUAUAAUUAAAAAACUCCUGUGGUGUGGACUCUUGGCUCUUUCCCUUUGGUGUCUGCAUCAAGAAGGUUUGCGCAUAUGAUUAUUCUCAUAGAAUAUAUGCAUUGUAAAUAAUAGAUAUUAUUAUUAUUAUUACUGUUUGACUGUACCAGUCUUACAAGCAAAAGUGUUUGAGCAAUGGUUUCUCUUAUGGGCUAACCUGGGAAGAAGAGUUAUUUCAUUUUAUACUUUCAUUUGUUUCUUUAUAAGUGAUCUGGAGAUUUUUAUUCUGGACUUGAUUGUUUCCGAACACUACAUCGACGUCCGUAUUGUUGAAAGCAAAAUUUGUGAGACUCAUAGCUAAUAUUUCGUUCCCGUAGCUGUCUGGAGUUCGUAAAGACGUUAGCUUUCACCUUCUUUUACCAGAUGUUGACGAGUGUGCGCUAGGAACUGGAUCAUGUCCUCUUGGUGAAGACUGUGUAAACACCGCUGGCUCAUUUCGCUGCCGUGGCAGAUGUCCUAAUGGAUUUAAUAUGACCGACAACGACACUUGCGUUGGUAAAGAGGCUAGCUUCUUUUUCAUAAUUUUCAUCUCAUUUCAAAGAUUUCCAACUUGGUUUAAAUAGACCAUUCGCACGAUGGCAUCAUGUUAUUUAUUUAUCCACAUAGUUUAUUUAGUCACUUUACAAUAUUAUCUGUAUAUAGACUGCAAUAUUAUCUGUAUAUUAUCUGUAUAUUGACUGCUGUAACCUUUCCUCUCCGCCCGCCUCGUCUAGCUUUUGCUAUUUGCGGGCGAAGAUGGCAAAAUGAUGUGUAUGAAAUAAAGUAUAGUGUGUGUGAUUUUACUACUGCGACCAGAAUCCUUUUCGAUUUUCCUUUCAUAUUUAACGUCUGAUAAUCCCAGCGAGGUUUUAAUAACAAAAGCCUUAAUUUGCACUAGAAAGCAAUACCUAAAGGAUUCUGGUCGUAGUAGUAAAAUGGCGUCAUCGUGCAAGAGGCCUAUUUGUGUUUGACUAGUCCACUUUCACGCUGUUGCUAAUUUUUUAUGGUCCUUGUCAGAUGUUAACGAAUGUGAGCCUGCGUUGUCGGAAGUUUCUUCACAACCAAACAACCCAUGUUCCCACAAGUGUGAGAAUUUGCCUGGUUCCUUCAGGUGCUCCUGUAAAGAUGGGUAUCAACUUAAAGGGAACCAGUGUGAAGGUGAGGAAGUAUGAUAGCAGGAACGCGUUAAUUGUAAGGUUUAUAAUAAUUGAUAGUCCCUAAAUAGGUCUGCAUUUUAUAGUUCAUCGUAGAAGUCAUUUUCCUCAAAGUCCUUUUUCCUUGAGGGAGUUACAGCGUGAAGUAUUGCUUGACGGGGCUUGAACUCGCAUCCUCCCGCUGGGCAGACCACCGCUCUCGCAACUGUGCUAACCGGGCGGCAGGACUUUAUGACGUGAGGUUACGUUUUGUGCUGUUUGUUGUAGACAUUGACGAAUGUGCGACCGAGAUCUGUGAUCAAGGUUGUGAAAACCAACAAGGAAGCUACCGCUGCUUUUGUAACCAAGGAUACCGGAACAGAUCAGACAGUAAAUGCCUUGGUGAGUAGUGGCGCCCUUUUGCGCUUAAUGCCCUUGCCAUAUCAUGUUCUCUGGCAGUCACCAGACUCUGAUCUGAAUGAGUGAGAACUGAGUGCUUGAUGCAUGUCUCGUAAUUCCUUUAGCCUAAUCCAGGCUUUCAGACUGUAGAAUGCGGCGCGAAGUCAGAGCUAGAGAGCGGGAAAAACGAAAGAUGAUGUUAUAACGCUCUCAACCCCAACCUGAGCCCCUCGCUGUUUUUCCUGCUCACAUCUCCUUGCGUCGUUUUCACGGUCUGAACGCCUGAAAAAACUAUAAUGCCUUUAUCAUUCCUGCCUCUGGCCUCCUCAGCCCCCGCCUCGGUGGUAUCUAAACUGAAACGACAAAAUAUCCUACUAGCUUGAUUAAUUUGAGCAAAGCAAAGUUGAAAGUGUAACCUGUAUUAAGCAGACACGUUCGGGAUUUUCGCUGUUGUCCAAUAAAUAGAGGUGUCCACAGAGUACAGGUUUGUUUUUCUAAAAUAUGAGACGACACCUUUGAAACAGAGCCAUUCGUUCGCUUGAUACAGGUUCUUCUGUAUUUUGCACGCCAUCUUUGGGGAAAAUAUUAUUAGUGAAUUGUGCUAAAUAAAGGUGGAGAUUUGUGUUUCCUCGUUUUCUUCCUCGUAACAACACCACAGGUUCGUUUGUGCCACUCUUGUUAAUUCCAAGUGAGUAACGUGCUGUAUUUUUUUACAGCGGUUAAUUAUCACUGCCUCUCAGUAGUGUUUCCUUGUGUUUUCUUGAGUAGGGAGGAGAAAUUAAGGAGGCCCUGCCUGAUUUAAAGUCGCCCAUGCCCAAACUUCGGGACUAGUUAAUCUUGUUCUCUAUCGUCAAACGAGUCGUCAAACUAGUUUUUCGAGUGUGCGCAUACGUCUAUUGGUAAAUCGUUGGUCAUAACUGAGCCCGCUGUACCAAGCGCAUGGCCGUUAGGCCUGGGUUUGAAACUGUAUCCCAGCAACAAGCAGUACAUGCUCAAUAAAAAUCUUUAAACUCGAUUCAGUCUUUCUGGACUACGCUGAAGUCGAGCAAGUGAAAAAAAGGCUCCGCUAGCAGGGUGGUUAAUUAUUAAAUACUUUGCGAAACUGGAUCUUUUAUCGCAUUGACAGAUGUAGACGAAUGUGUUGAGAACAGGACCAUCUGUGGUGACCGUCAAUGUGCUAAUAUACCCGGAAGCUUUCAAUGUUUAGGCAAGUGUGACGUGGGUUUCAAAAGAACCAUGGAUGACAAGGCGUGUGUAGGUAGGUAUUGAUUAUCCUUCUAUUCUGCUGAUAAGGACGGACCUUAAGCAACGACGACGGCGACAGCAGUGAAAACGUUGCUAAAAAAAUUAAUUUGCGUUCUUUCAAACUUAACCGCCUCUAUUUGGACCCUCUCAAUAUGCCAAAUGCAGGCGACUUUUCCUGGACUUGAAUUCUUAAAGACUUUAUCCAGGUUCAAAGAGAGGAAGGAAAACUCGUCGUCGUAUGUCCACCGUCCUCCAUAAAACGUCGCAUUGGGAGGUUUUACGUCGUAGUCGUGCAGUGGACGUCAAAGAAAUGCACUAAAAAGCGUGAUGCGCGCGCAGAGCUGUUGUUUUGCUCAUAAAACCAACUGUUUUCUAAAGCUGUCGUUGUGGUUGUCGUCGUAGUUGCUUAAGGUCCAUAGUGUUAAACCCCAACGUUCAGAACGUUCACUCCCAGGUGAAGACAAGGGAGCUUUAGCAACGACGACCGCGACGGCAGCGAGAACGUCAAAAAAGCAACAGGUUUAGAUUAGCAAAACAACAACUUUGACGUGCAUCACGCUUUUUUGUACAUUUCUUUGCCGUCACUGCACGAGUACGGCGUGAUAAUCCCUAAUUUCACGUUUUGUGGAGGACGUCAACAAGCGACAACGAAUUUUUCUUUCUCUUCCAAAACUUGAGUGUGGUCCCCAAGAAAUCAACUCCAGGGAAAUUCGCCUACAUUUGACAUUUUCAGGGAAUUGGAAUAAACGCGACAAAGUUUGAAAAAUCGCGAAUUCAUUUUAAAAGUGACGUUUUCGCUGCCGUCGCCUCCGUCGAUGCUAAAGCUCCCUACUAUCAUGAGUAAAACAUGGAAGUAAAAAUCUUAGUGUAUACUCAGAUGGUUUCUAGUACUUUCACAACAUCAGUGCUGGGUACCAAAGAAGGGUAGUGCCAUAACCUUUAAAGAUUUAUUUAUUUAUUAAAUGGUAGGAUUUCACAGCAAAGAUUUAGAAAACCACGACGGUAGCAUUGAGAUUUGGUGCACAAAUUGCAGUUGUUUCUAUAAACAUUAUAUUUACAGAUUUUGAAGAAUUGGUAAGGGCUUUAUCUCUUUAGAUACAAACAGUGGGUUUAGUCUUCUUUGUUCCUCUGAGAUGCAUCCCUUUUGCGCUGAAAUUCGUUCGACUUCGGUGUAAGCGAUCGUUGGUUCAAAAUGUCAAAACUUCACCAAAAUAUUUUAGCAAUUUUCUUGCCAGCUAUACGUAGGUAACUGCAUUCAACCAUUUUAGGUCUUCUGUAUAGGUGCGUAAGUAGAUUGGGUCGGAGCCUUGUUAUCCGAGCCUUGUGAGUUUUCCCUUUUGUCUUUCAGAUGUUAAUGAGUGUAAUGAUGGCAAACACAAUUGCAAGUCAAACCAGAUGUGUAUGAAUACAUAUGGUAGCUUCUACUGUGUCUGCCCCAGGGGUUACUCGGCAAAGACAGCCCAGUCCCCUUGCGAAGGUAGGUUGACAAACUACGGUUUCCUAAUCCACUUAGAUUCACAGUAGUGGAACUAGUGCUACUCUGAUUUGCUAAACGUUUGUUCCAUCCUAGCCUGCGACCAAGUUCUCCAUUUGGGGGCGUCGCGAGAAGUCACGCGAGAGUAGCACGCGAAGGGAAACGCGAGUGCGAGGCUCUUUGUAAGCCAUGUAAAAUGGAGAGCUUGAUCGCAGGCUAAUUCCAUCCCAGAUUCUUUGUCGCCUAGGUAACCUGCGAACGCAAUUGUUGUUCCGGUCUUCGCACAAGAUAUUUUGUCUUGUUGGUCAAUCACCAAUCAUCCCUUGAGUAGGUUUUCUUAAUUUUGCCGAAAUCCCCAAAAGCACUUGUUUUAUUUAGAUACAGUAUUCCGUUAACUCGAAAUGUAGAGCUGUUUCUAAACGAGCGCCACAAACGACAGCUAAACCGUUACAAAGGUAGAUUAACUUAUUUCCUCUUCUGCAGAGUACAGGCCAAGUGUGUUACUGAUUUUGCAAAAGCGCAAUCAUUGAAUUUAAGUGUGAAGAGGAAGUUGGAGUUGGAUGCCCAUAUUUACUUUCCAAAGGUCUUCGCGUUCGACUAGCAUUACGACGAAACAUAGCAAGUUGUCAUUGGGAUGAUGUUAGUUUAUCCAAACUUCAUUGCAGAUGUGAAUGAGUGUGAACAGUUUCAAGGAAUCUGUGAGUAUCAGUGUGUGAAUACUGUCGGCAGUUUUGAAUGUCGAUGUCCAGGGGGAGGCAUCCUCAACGCAGAUCAAAGCACGUGCUCUGGUUAGUAUCAUACAUUAUUGUUUGAACGAAUCCGCGAGCGGAUUAGCCUGUUCACAGACCCUCUAUUUUCUCUUCAAAGUCCGUCGAGCGCGGCGGGUGAUAAAAUAUAAACCGCAGGGGAUUUAUUGACCGCCAGCGCAAGUGGGUAGUGGUGAGGGAAAAGAACGAAAAGAAACAUAAAACAACGUCUGUGUACAGGUUACGAGCGGGUAAGAUAAGGCGAAUCCUGCGUUCUGAUUAGCUACCCGAGCGGGCAAAAUGGGCCAGUCUUGCUCCCUCGUGAUUUUUCCGUUGGUUUGUGAUCGUUUUUGUUUACUUUAACGUCGUCUCGGAAAUUUUGAAAUUUUGGUUUUAAAUCAAUUGGAACGGACUACAGUCAACUCCCUCUAAGACGGACACCUUUUGGGACCGGCAGUAAGUGUCCGUCUUAGAGAGGUGUCCGUCUUAUAGAGAGUCAAAUAAUAGGAGUAAAGAAAGGCAGGGACCAACUUUAGGUGUCCGUUUAGGGAGGUGUCCGUCUUAUAGAGGUGUCCGUUAAGAGAGUUGACUGUAUUUCGGUUCGGUCCGACGGAAUAUUGGGGACCACCUUUGAAGGUCCACCUUUACCGGCCUGGUCAUUUCGUCGGUCCGACCGAAAUGUUCCCGUCAAUUUGACAAAAUUGUUGUCCCCAGCACCUCUCUUUUGCAUCCUGCUUACAAGAACAAUAACCAAACGCGCGGUGGCUUGUGUCGGGUCUGUGCAAUCGGAAUGUACCGUUCCAUUGGGUACGUGAAAUUUCCGAAAUUUUAAAGCGGAAUUUUUUUUUAAUCCAAAGCGUCCGUAAUAUGUUUUAUGCAGGAUGCGUAUUAUGGUAUAGUUGCACUUGGUUAAGUCUGAAAUCCCUCUCAUCAUUGUAUUGCCUAUAAAAAGGUCGCUCAGUGCGUGAAUCUCAAUUAACGUCUUCAAUUUUUGAUUCUCAAAUUUGUAUUUCGCUCAGCACGUAUUUGCAUAGAGCACUUGUACUACUUAGUGCUAAUUCUACUGAUAGCUGUUCUUGUUGUCGUUGUUGUUUAUCAAGAAAUCCAGAAAUGUACGUAUAUAUAAAAAGAGAUUUAACAAUAACGACUUUCGCCCUUUGGAGAAGAAACCAAGUUUCAAAUCGCCUUGGGAGAUGGUGUGAGUAAAACAGUCCUUUUGUUUCCACUCUUUUCGCAGGUGUGGACGGCUGUGCAAUCGAGAACCUGAAAUGCGAGCAACGUUGUGAUUUUUCUGCGCAGGGAUACAGUUGUUCCUGUUCGCGUGGGUAUCGACUUGCUGACAACAAACAGGAUUGUGUUGGUAAAUUAAAGAAGAAUAAACUAGACUCCUUUUUCGACUUCUAGACCUGCACAUAUGACGUUAAUUGGCAUACGGUAGAAACCUUAACUCCUGUAACCCUUAUUUUAUUCUACUAAUGCCUAGUUCCGAAGAAUCGUCCUUUUUAUUUAUUAUAUUUUUAGUAAAAAAAAAAAUUAAAAGCGUAAGUUCUUUACUGCUUGAAUGACUCAACCACCAUUUUUCUGUUGAUGAAUACAUUUUACUUAGAUGUGGAUGAAUGCUCGUCGAACGAGACCAACUCAUGUCAGUUCGCCUGUAUUAACACCAUUGGAAGUUACAAAUGCGCAUGUCCAACCGGAUAUCACCUCAGUGCUGACGGCAAGAAAUGCCAAGGUAAUACUAUACAAAAUGGUAUCCGUAUAACCUAUACGACAGUGAGGGGAGGGGUAGGUGCGCAGUUUCCCCGAAAGGUAUUAUGAUCCCUAUGAUCCGACGACGGUUGCCUACGAAUACAGCCUUCUUUCCACGAUUGUCUGAGGCGUUUUUUAAUUCUAUUUUUUGGUUGAGAAAACAUUCUUUACGUUAUUAUGUAGGUCCAAAAGGUGUUCGUUUGGCUUUCAUUUUCUAACAGCGAUUGUAAUUGGGUUUCCGCGAAAACAUUAGUUCGUAACCACGGGUUAAGGAACAAAACCUUCUCACAUUGUCAUGUAAACACCACGGAUAGCAUUGCAGUUCCUUAUCGUAGAUUACAGUACAUUUACAAGAAAAGCAAACCAGACCGAUGGAAAGUCUUGCAGUUAAUAACUUAUAAAACUCUUAAAUUUUGAAGCCAAAUAAAGCAUUCAUAAUUAAAGACAGAAACCUUUGUUGAGAUGCUGUUUUGUUUUGUUUUUUUACUACAGCCUUUUACAUAAACGUAAUUAUAUUUCUCUUAGACGUGAAUGAGUGUGCUCUUACGAAUGGGCCUUGCCAGCAGAAUCAGUGUUACAACACCCGAGGAAGUUAUCAGUGCCUGCCUUCUUCCUGCCCUCAACAGUAUCAUCAAGUUGGAGGCGGGUAUGUAACUGAAGUAGUGCCAAGUUUUCUCGAGCGAGCGAGUUCCGAUGAUUCUCCGAUCAGUAACGGUUGUUGCGGGUCGUUGAUUUUACUGUCGCUGACAUUCUCGUUCUUAGUUUUUUUCCGUGAGUUGAGCCAGGUUAAACUUUUACGCUUACGAGCGACCUUUCAUGCAUUGCCUCUAAUUCGUACGAAAAUAUUUUCAACCCUUAGUUCAUUUUCCGAAAUGAUUGAUUGAAAUAAUUGGAAAUAUUCUGGGUCUGAUUUUUGUCUUUAUUGCCUUUUUUUUUUCUCCUUCUAGGUUUUGCGUCAAUCAUUGCUCGGUCCCUGGCUACUGCGCACCUCAAGCCUUCCGUCAAGAAGUGCUUCCGUUGCCGCUUGAAUUUCCCGCCAAUACCAACAUUGCGCGAUUAAUCCCAUUUUUCCCGCCAUAUAUGGCCUCUCUUCAGUACUACUGCCAGUUCCAGUAUACCUUUGAAGUCCAGCCCUCUCCCUUUGGUAUCAGGCUACUUGCAAACGAGGCCAUGAUAUACACGAAACAGAAACUAGAAAAGGCGGGAAUACACAAGCUGCGCGUUACUGCGGAUUUGUUUUAUAUGGACGGGACGCUGGCAUGUAGGACUGUGUUUACGGUGUAUAUAGAUGUAGCUAAGUUUAGUUUCUAA
Molecule: messenger RNA, 35255 nt
Organism: Porites lobata
Lineage: Eukaryota; Metazoa; Cnidaria; Anthozoa; Scleractinia; Poritidae
Source: the annotation of a GenBank genome assembly